Molecule: messenger RNA, 1210 nt
Organism: Tripterygium wilfordii
Lineage: Eukaryota; Viridiplantae; Streptophyta; Magnoliopsida; Celastrales; Celastraceae
Product: protein DOG1-like 4
Exons: 1
Coding region: 16-930 (304 amino acids)
Biological process (GO): DNA-templated transcription
Molecular function (GO): sequence-specific DNA binding
Source: RefSeq, a predicted model, not a curated record
UUUAAAAGCCCAACAAUGGGUCGCCCACUUUCUCCUCGAACCCAGCCCACAAUGUCCGUACUCCCAGUCCCCGACACCACCACCAGAAACAACGGCUCCUCCGCCGAAGCCGAAGCGUUUCACAACUUCUUCGAGUCUUGGCUCGUCGAACAAAACCGCUACCUCGAAGACCUCAUUUACGCAUCCAAACGAUACCAAGACAAUUCAGCUCCUGAGUCAACUCAGGACGCCGAGUUGCGCCCUCUUGUCCAACGAGUCGUAGGCCAUUACGAGUAUUACUACCGAUCCAAGUCCCGAUGGGCCAAAUCCGACGUUCUAGUCAUGCUGUCGCCUUCGUGGCGGAGUUCAUUGGAGGAAGCGUUUUCAUGGAUCGGAGGAUGGCGACCGAGCAUGGCUUUUCACUUGCUUUACUCAAAGUCGGGGCUCCAACUCGAGCCGAAACUCGGUGACUUGAUUCGCGGAAUGAGUUCGGGCGAUUUGGGAGAUCUGUCAGCGAGUCAGAUGACUCAAGUGAACGAGUUACAGAGGAAGACUAUUAAGGAGGAGAAGGACAUAACCGAGAAGUUCGCGAAGCAUCAGGAGACGGUGGCGGACACUUCGAUGGUGGAGCUGUCGCACGUGGUGAGCGAAAUGAUGAUGAACGACGGCGACGUGAGUCACGAACUCGAGGAAGGGCGAGUUGAGUCAACGCUGACUCCCAAGGAGGAAGGGUUGGAGGAAAUCUUGCAUAAAGCCGAUGAUCUACGGCUGAGAACUCUGAAAGGUAUCAUUGACAUUUUGACUUCAAUCCAGGCCGUUCAUUUCUUGAUUGCUGCUGCAGAGUUGCACUUGAGGCUACAUGACUGGGGCAAGCAGAUAGACGCUCGACGGAGCCGUGGCGCUGAAGGGACCAGUGUAACUGAUGCAGAUAAAAAAAUUAUGGGAUUUUGAAUUAUAAUGUAUUUAGAAGUCUACGUUUUUAUUUAAGUUAAUAUUAUUGUUAGGUUAAUAUUAUAGGGUUUUAUAUGAGUUUUAAAAACGAUGGUAUUAUCGUAAUUUAUAGGUUAGUUGGAAAAGGAGGUUAAGUAUUUAUUAAUGUUUUAUUAUGAUGUUUUAGAAAGUCUAUCGCUUGGUGAAAAAGUAGUAUCUUUUAAGGGUAAAUUAGGAAUAUGUUUGAUUUCUUUUUAAUAUUGAUUUCCUAAUAUAAGUGGUUUAAGGUUUCUCUAUUUAA